Messenger RNA from Eupeodes corollae, 1220 nucleotides. RefSeq names its product protein singed wings 2 (gene swi2). The transcript has 6 exons. Gene Ontology annotation, molecular function: protein binding. Lineage: Eukaryota; Metazoa; Arthropoda; Insecta; Diptera; Syrphidae. Gene Ontology annotation, cellular component: extracellular matrix. Bases 68 to 1198 code for a protein of 376 amino acids. The record is from RefSeq and is a predicted model, not a curated record.
UUUAAAUAAUGCAAGGAAAGUUUACUUUUGUGGAUGGCCAAACCAAACAUUUGAUCCAGUGAAUAUAAUGAAACAUUUUCCAGAAGUAACACAUCUGGACAUUUCUUACGGUAACCUUACAAAUAUCGUGACUAAUUUUCCAGAUAGCCCAUUUUUGCAGGUUAUAAAUAUUUCAUUCACUGCCUUAUCAACCAUAAAUGUUAACCUUGUAAAAUAUGUUCGAAAUCUCAAAAUACUUGAUUUAAGAUUCAACAAACUAAAGUACAUGGAAGGACCAAUUAAUCUUCCAAAUCACUUUGAACAGCUCUAUUUUAGUGGAAAUAAUUGGAACUGCUCACGCAGCUUACGAUGGCUUUUAAAUCUAGAGAAAGAAUCCAAUCUAAUUGACAGAAAUAAUAUGAUAUGCUCCGAUCCAAAGUAUCAGGGGAGAAAUCUAGCAAUUGUGGCAUACUAUAAAAGGGUAUCUAAGAAAGAAUGCCAGUCUCAUUUGGAAUUAAGAAACUGCAGCUGUUCAGUUCAUUAUAUAAUGAAAAGUGAAGACGGGAAGUCUUUAACUCCAAUCUAUGCAAUAAACUGUUCGAGUUUAAAUUUUUACAAUCUUCCGUCAUAUCUACCAAAAAAUACAACAAUUUUGUAUGCAACAAAUAAUAAGAUUUCAGAUAUAAGGCCUUUGCUAGACAACGCAUGUUACAGAGAUGUGGUUGAUGUUUAUUUGGACAACAACAAUAUACGGUCAAUUGAUGUCCUGGAAGCUGGCUAUUGGCUUAGACAUUUUCGUGUGCUAAGCCUGAAAAAAAAUCUAUUACAUAAGCUUCCGGUACAUGCCAUCGAUAAUGCUUUAGAAAAUAAUCUAAACGCUGUUAAGUUACAGCUCAGCCUGAAUCCAUGGGCUUGUGAUUGUAAAUUUGUGAUGCGUUUUCGAGAGAUCCUAAUGAAGUACAAUACAAUAAUCAGAGACUCUUGGAAUGUGACUUGUAAUCUGACGAACGAAGAAAAUCAAAGUGUUGAAACUACAAUUCUUUCUCUACAGCACAUUGAUGUUUGCAAGCUUCCUACAAAUAAUAGCAUUUUCGCUUUGGAUAUAUUAAAUUGUGUCUUAACAAGCUUAAUUUUAUUUGUAUUGUUUAAAUUAGGAUAUGAUUAUUAUUACUACAAAAACUAUGGUCGUUUGCCAUGGAUAAUAACGAAAAUGCCGUAAUAAAUUUUCAUAAGUUGAAAGA